Molecule: messenger RNA, 9443 nt
Organism: Cherax quadricarinatus
Lineage: Eukaryota; Metazoa; Arthropoda; Malacostraca; Decapoda; Parastacidae
Gene: Exo84
Product: exocyst 84
Biological process (GO): Golgi to plasma membrane transport; intracellular protein localization; exocytosis
Cellular component (GO): exocyst
Source: RefSeq, a predicted model, not a curated record
UGGCGGGACUUGUUGGUAAAAAAACUGACAGCUGAGGACUUUAAUGCUGAGAGAUAUGUUCAAGACCUCAGCCACAGUAGUGUUGGGGAUUUGGAGUUGAGGCAACAAAGACAAAGGAUUCAGCAUUUGGCUGAAGAAACCAAUGCCCAACUCAAGAAGAAUGUGUAUAUGAAUUAUAUGCAGUUCAUAGAGACUGCCAAAGAAAUAUCAUACCUUGAAAGUGAGAUGUACCAACUCUCUCACCUCAUUACAGAGCAGAAAUCUCUCUUAACAUCCUUGCUAGAGCUAUCAGUUGCAGGAGAAAGAGGCCCAGGCAGUGCUGCUCAGGAGAUGAUAGAAGUAAAUCCACAAGAAGUGCGAAAAAAACGUGAACGUGAAAAUAGGAAAAAGUUGACUGGACUUUUGGAAAAAAUAGAAGGAUGUUCACAUGUGAUGGAGGUUGAGGAUCGUUACUUGGUAUAUGAUGGAGACUUAGUAGAGCUUAACCAAGAUGACUAUUCUGCAUUGCAAAGAAUUCAUUGUUAUCUACUGAAUGACUCCUUGAUGAUUGCAUCUUGGUUAAGUGACAGGCGUGGUCCAGUCCGCUACAAGUUUGAAGUAUUGUAUCCUCUUGAUCAAGUUCUACCUGUAAAUAUUAAAGAUCGAGGUAAUACCAAAAAUGCUUUUAAGGUCCUUAUCUUUCCUGAUACACGAGUCUUUAUGGCACCAACUGCAAAGUCUAAGCAAGAUUGGCUUGAUGAAAUAGAACGCACUAAGGCUAACAAAGUAACAGUUGAUAAGCAAAAAGUUGAACGUGCCCACAUACACCAGAAGGAACGACAGCAGUCUCUUAGUAAAGAGGAUUCCAUAGAUAGUAAUAAUCCUUUUGCUGAAGAAGAUGACAGCCUCAAUCCUUUUCAAGAAUCACAGCCACCUUCCAUUGGACCUCCUGAAUGGGUGUUAGAAUUACCUGAAGAGCUGGAUCAAGCCAUUGCUCAGCGUAACUUUGAAGAUGCAGUGAGCCUCAUAGAUAAUGGCCGUGAAUAUUUUGAUAUGGCUCCCAAAACGCCAGCAUUUAGUGAGAUGAGACGUGCUCUUGAAGGUAGAGUACGAGGUUUAGUAGAGGUGCUGCAGGCAGAGUUGAGAGUGACCCCAGAAAAGUCUCUUCAAGGUGGCCCUCGUGCUGCACGCCGAGCCACAACAUUACUUGUUCAUCUUAACAAGUCAAGUCAGGCUUGUGAAUUGUUUUUGGGACACAGAGGAGCCAUCUUAAAGGCAGGUCUUAAACGCUUGAGGUUGGAAGGGAAGACAGUUUUGUAUGUUCGGCAGCUAUGUUCAAUUUUCUUUCACAAUAUGCUGGAGACUGGACGAGAAUUCACUAAAGCUUUCCCAUCUAAUCGCAGUUGCACCUCAGCAUUUGUGGUUUGGGCUCACAAUGAAAUAAGCAACUUUGCAUCCAUGUUCUCCCGGCAUGUAUUUACUACUCAGUCUUCCAUCACUACUGUUGCGGAAUGUAUCAGUCAAGCUGACCAUCACUGUCAACAGUUGGCAGACAUAGGGUUAGACCUGACAUUUGCUCUUCACACACUAUUGCUGCGAGAUGUUGAGAAGUGGAUUCGCGAUGGCCGAGACAAAAUGAUAGAGGCUGUCAAACUAAGAGGACAAGAAGACACCUGGAAGACACUGAAGUUUGAGAACAAGGACCAGCUCAAUAAAUUCAUUGAGGAUAUGAAUGAUAUUGGAAUAGCCAAUAUUCAGGCAUAUGUCAUGGAUGAGUUGUGUGUUGGGUUAACAAACAAUAGCAUUCAGUUUAGCAGGGCUUUCCUUGGUUAUCUGGAAGAUGUCUUAAGACUGUAUUGGCCAGAAACUGAACAUCUUAUCAAUGGGUCCCUGACUGCUCUCUUCUCUGCUCAGCUUCGGCACUGCAAGUCUUCCUUAGUUGAACCUCUAUUUAAAAAUGAGAUUACUACAAUUCGAAGAAAUAGUGCCUUCCUUCUUGAUGUGGUUCUGACUUUAGGGGAGCACCGUUAUGCAGAGGCUGUAGGACGUGCUCAUCCUAGCCUUCCAAAUCUACACUCCCAUCAUGCUGCCCUCACUGGAGAUGCUAUCAGUGCACCCACAAUUAAUAAAUAUGAAUCAAAAUUCAUCUAAUUUAGGGUAUACUCUAUAUAUACAAUAAUAUAAUAGAUGCCUUCAAUGAAAUGCUAUUUUCUCUUGUGUACAUUAUGUAUAGUACUUUGCACUGCAUUUGAAGGAAAUUAAGGAUAUAGUAUAUAUAUUUUUUAAUUUAUUUUGUCAGUUACUGUUUGGAUUGGGUCACCACAACACACAUACCCGUACUUAAAAAAAUAGAAAUAAAUACACUACUUAUAAAGCUUUUUGAAUUAAUUUAAUUAAGGGGUUUGGCAGUAAUUUAGUUGUGAUGAUUUUCUAAAAAUUACCAGUUAUUUUGAAAAAACUGGAAUUAAAUUAGUAUAUACAUGACAUGACAACUUUCAGAAAUCACUUAAAAAAUUAAACAAUUACAGUAUGUAUUAAAAUACAUAACCUUGCUAGUACAAUGGUUUGUUUAUUCUUUGUGAGGCUUACAGUGCUUGUUAUUAAAGUACAGUAUGCCGUUGGAAGGUGCCUGUCAUAUUUUAAUGUCCAAAAUAAUACCCUACCCUGAUAGGUGCUUCAGGGAGACAAAAAUAUUAUGCUGGUUUGGUAACUUAUAGGGGUAUGUUUCAGGAUUCCCUAAACACCUUCUAGGCUUGUCUGAUGGAUGGACUUGGGUCAGUUGUCCCCCUGUGCCAUGUGCUCUUGAGUGCCAAGUUUACCCAAAAUAUUCGGCUAUUGACGAAUUAAUAUGGGGAGGAGUUUGUCGCUGACUGGGACAGUUGUACAGAUCAUUGGAUUACAUAAGGCAGGCCAUCAAAUGAAGGAAAUAGUAGAAGCCAUCAGUGUGUGCGAGUGUUCAGUGAGGCCAUAAUUCUGUCGGUUGUUUGAAGAUAAUGAUGAUGACAUGCCACACACCAAAGGCUACAAAAACAUCCAUACGUAUGUUAACUGUAAUAAUGUAUAGUACUUAGAAAUGCUCUGUGAUCAUUUGCCUGAAUCUUUCACUCAGUGUGGUACCAAGAUUAUGUGCAAGACAGUGCUCCUUGUCACACUAUGAAACCUGUUAGUGGCUUUGAUGACUGGCCAGGAAAUUCCCCAGACUUAAACCCCCAUUGAGAACCUCUGGGCUGUGACAGAGAGAGGUCUACUAGGAGAAGGUUAUCAACCCACCCCCUCAGUUGGAGGAUGUCAACUGGUAGUCAUGGGGUGGUAAUGAAGAAUGUGUGUUAAUCAUUUCCUAGACAAUUAAAGAAUGUCCUCAAGUACAGGGGAUGAUCAAUGUUGUGGUCAUGGUUUGAUAGGGCCGGUAUACUUUAACCCUUUCAGGGUCCAUGCCGUAGAUCUACGGCUUUACGUUCAGGGUCCAAACCGUAGAUCUACGCCAUGAGCUCAGCUCAUUCUGAUAAGCUGUGAGUGGUAAAGUUGGGCCUAGAUAUGAGAGAAUACAUCUAUGUGGUAUGUGUGCACCACAUAAAACAAAUCCUGCAGCACACAGUGUAUAAUGAGAGAAAAAAACUGAGACCGUGUUUUUCGAUUAAAACAGCGACUUUGCAGUGUUUUUUCAUAUGUUUUUUAUAGUUGUAUUUACGAUUUCUUGGUCUCAUUUGAUAGAAUGGAAGACAUAUUACAGAAAUAGAGAUGAUUUUGAUUGGUUUUAGCACUGGAAAUGGCUUGAAACUGAGCUCAAAGUAGCGGAAAUGUUAAAUUUUUGCCGAUGUUCAAGAGUAAACAAACGACCACACAUGUCUAAUACACGCCUGCUGGUGGGUCAGAUAUACAUUCACAAAUGUGAUAAUGAUAUUUAUACAGUUAUUACAAUAUUGCAUUAGUAAAUCUAUUUUUUGGUUUGAAUAAAACUUCAUUAUGUGAAUAAAAAAUCAAAAUGGAAUUCAUUUGUAAAGCCUCAAAACGUAACUAAUGAACAGAGGAAAUGUUAGUUUAGUGCCAGGAAUACCUACAUUGUUUAUUCUGGACCCUAUUUUGAAAUUGGAAUAUUUUGAACUUUGUGUUAAAUUGGCCAAAUUACCAAUUUCCGAUCACUUUAUUUUGUAGUUGAAAUAGUUGACUUGGCAAUUUCUUGUGCUCAGUCGAUAGAAUGGAAGUAAUACUAGUGAAAUAGCUAAGAAUUUGGUCGACUGGAAUAAUGUAAUUGGCCUAAAAUGGGAGUCAAAGUCGGCAAAAUCGCCGAUUCAUAAAUAUCACUGACACAUCAAAAUUUGCGAGAGCAUAAUUUUGUCAAUUUUUCAUCAAAUUUCGUACUUUUUCGUUUAUUACUUUCAGAAAAAGAUUCUCUACCAUUUCAUAAAAAAAAAUAACAUUUUUUUUUUUAAUUCUUGGACCCUGGUGUGCACUUUGAAAUUUGGCCUCUGGACCCUGAAAGGGUUAAUGAUGAGCACAUGUACAGAUCCUGCAACAUUAUUUGUCACUGUGCACUAUAUACCACAUUGGGGCAGUUUAAAUUUUAUUGGUAUUUUUCUUCAGUUGCAGCAUUUUUUGUAUAAUCUGUUAUAUUUUCAGUAACAUACACUUCCACAGUGUACACAAAUAUCACAGUUCAAAUGACCCACCAAAUCAUGACCUCCCCAUUCAUAACUGAAUGCAUCCACUGUAUUUCCACCUUCAGAACUCAAGUUUGGCAAAAUGUUUUUAUAUGAGUUCUUUCAUAGAUGUCAUCUUUUUCAGUUUUAUACUUUGUUGCAAUAGAGUAUACUGUAGAGAUAUUUUUUAUUUGACUAAUCACUUCUCUUUUUAAAUUCACUAGCCCUCUUCCACUAAGGUUGAGUGACACCCCCCCCCCCCCCAAAAAAAAAAAAAAAAAAAAAAAAAGAAUUGCACAGAUGUUACAAUUCAAAUGACCCUCAGAAUUGUAACUUUCCUACUCCUUGUCUAGAGUGCAAUCAAUGAACUUCUCAUGUCCAUGUUUCAAAAUUGGUUAGCCUGGAAUUAGAAGAUAUGGUGCCUGCACUUUGAAGGAGGAAUGGAGAUGUUGCAGUUUGGAGGAUCGAAUUAUGAUGUCUGCUCACUUCUGGUAAGUCAGUAAUUGUAUGAAUGAUAAUAAGUUUCCUUCUUUUCGGAUUACCUUACCUUGGUAGAAAAUGGCUGGUACAUUAAACAAUAAGUAAAAAUCAGUGACUAGUUAGAUUAAAAAAAUCUUUACAGUAUACUCUGUAAAAUAAAAAUGAGUCUGUAACUUCUGAAGGAAUUCAGAGAAAACUAGUUUGAAAGACUUAAAUUGUGGAGGUGAAAAAACGGUGGUGCACUUAAUUAUGUAUGGGGAGGUUGUGAUUCAGCGAGUCAAUUGAACUGAUUAUGUGUGUACUUUUGGGAAGACAUACCAUGAGCGAUGGUGAAUGUGUUUUCUUCUUUAGGUCACCCAUCUUGUUGGGAAAUGGCUUAUGUGUAAAGGAAGGAAGUUGAAAGAACAUAGAUAAGAGUAAGGUGGUGAGGGUAUCUUAACAAGUUAGGUUAGGAAAAAGUGGAUAUCAGAUUGGAGGGAGGGAUUUUGGAAGAAGUGAAUGUGUUCAGAUAUUUGGGAGCGGAUGUGCCCUUUCAUCAAUUUACAACUGUAGAAUUGAUGAAGGGGUAAAAGGUAGGUGGUGUGCUGGGGUAUCUUUGGAGACAAAGAAUAUUAUCCAUGGAGGCAAAGAAGGGAAUGUAUAAGAUUAUAGUGAUACCAGCACUCUUAUAUGGGUAUGAAUGUUGCAAAGAGGAGGCUAGAGGCAGUGGAGAUGAUGUGUCUAAGGGCAAUGUGUAGUGUAAACAUUAUUUGGAGAAUUCAUAGUGUAGAAAUUAAGAGGAGGUGUGCAGGUACUAAAAGUAUUAUUCAGAGGGCUAAGGAGGGCUUGUUGAAGUGGUUUGGUCAUUUAGAGAGGAUGGAACAAAAUAGGAUGACUUUGAAGGUGUAUAAAUCUGUAGUGGAGGGAAGGAGGGGUUAGGGUCAUCCUAGGUAAGGAUGGAGAGAGGAGGUAAAGGAGGUUUUGUGUGCAAGGGGCUUGGACAUACAGCAGGCAUGUGUGAAUGUGCUAGAUAGGAGUGAGUGGAGACGAAUGGUUUUUGGGUCUUGACAAGCUGUUGGAGUGUGAGCAGGGUAAUAUUUUGUGAAGGGAUUCAGGGAAAUUGGUUAGCUGGACUUGAGUCCUGGAGGUGGGAAGUACAAUGCCUGCACUCUAGAGGAGGGUUUGGGAUAUCUACUGUUUUAGAGUGACAUCUAGUCUGUUGUAUCUGCACGCUUCUGGCAAAACAGUGAAAGUGUGAAUGAUGGUGAAAGUGUUUCUUUUUUUUGGAUCACCCUGCACCACUGGGAGACAGCCAGAUGUUAAAAAAAAAAAUAACCCCUUUACUGUCAAUCACAUAGAUCUAUGUCAGUAGAUCAUAGUGCCCCCAAAUUUCCUGGGAGCAGCAAAUUUUGGCCUAGACAUGAGAGAAUGGAUCUGUGCAGUGGGUAUGAGCAUCAUAAAAAAAAUUCUGCCCUGUUCAGUGCAUGAUGGGAACAGCUAACUUCUAACCCUGUGUUUAGGUCAGAAAUAGUGAUUUUUUUUUUUUUUGGUGGUUUUUAUGUUUUAUUGGUUGGUUCUUGAUGUCAGAUAGAUCAAAAAAAAUGUACUAGUAGUAUGGAGAAGACUUUGGUUGGUUUCAGAUGAAGUGGCUUGAACCUCAAAGUGGCAGAAAUGGUCGAUUUUUAGCAAUUUUCCUAGAGAAGGGCAGGGAAGGACCCUCUUGUGAAAGCUUUAAGAAUGCUUAUUCUUAGUUAUAUUAACUGAAAAAGAGGGAAAAAUGUUGAAUAUUUGUGUCAACGGAUUCAAAAUGAAGGUCAAGUGUUGUACAGGAGAGGCCUGGAGCUAUGGUUAUGGUUUGUCCAAAACAAACACUGUAGGCUGGAUUGCCUACAGUGCUUGUUUUGGACUGUAUUUAAAUUGGAAUGCAUUGAAAAUAGUGUAGAAUUGGCCUAAUCAUUGACUCUUGAGUGCUUAAUAGGGUAGUUUGGAUGAUUGAAUAGCUGGGAAUUGGGCUGAUUUGAGCAGUGAAAUAGGCCUAAAAGAGGCCUCACACUGGGCAAAAUUGCUGUUAUGUAAAGUGCUCUCCAACCUCCAACUUUACACCUGUGUAAUUAAAUAAGUAUUAUUCUUCUAUUUUUUUUCCAAAAUAGCAACAGAAGGGGCUUUUAGUUUGUGGGAUGUCAGCAGUGAAAGUAUUCACAAAUAUAUAGUAGUACAUAAAAUUAAGGGAUUCACAUUGCACAUUUGUAAUUGAAAAAAAAUGUGCACUAAUUUUUUUGAAAUAUUUUUCUAAAAUUUUCAGUUUUAACUUCUUGGUCCAAAUUCAACAGCCUGAGCUUCGCUUAGUAUAAUAGAUUUUUGAACUAUGUUAAGAUAUAUAAUUUUUUUUAUACUGUUGCUCAGUGUUUAUGAGUGUACCUAAAAGAUAAAUCUACAAUAUUAUAUGAUAUAAUCUUGGAGUUUUGUACAGUUCAAGAGAGUAACGGAAAAUAAGUGAAAACUUUUUUUUGUAAUACAUCUGCAAGUUUUUUUUUUUUUUUUUUAACCUUCAGAUAUUUUACUCAAGUAAACACUAGACAAUAAGUCAGUCAUUAGUCUUGGAUUAAUUUCAAACUAAUUUGUACUGCUUCCUUAUCAUAUGAUAUAUUAAUUGCAGAUGAAAGUUGUUUUUAUUUAUGAAUUCAUGAUUAAACUUUGUCUUAGGUUUAGUACUCCUCAAGAACAAUUAUAACUGUGUUAAAAUUUGCAAAUUCAUUGACUGUAUAACAAUAGCAUUAAUAUCUAGGGAUCAUUAAAAGUAUUUUGCAAACUUGACCACAAAAUGUUUAUAAAUUUGAAUUCCUUGAUUUUUAACUGCCUUUAUAUGUAAUCAAAGAGGAUUUCUUUCUCACUUACUGGUUCUGUUUUUUAACUUUAGCAUUUUAUGUGAAUUCCUAUUAAUGUUUUGCAAAUUAAUCAUUGUUAUCAUGCCUUGGCUUAUUUCAGAGCCUGGUAUUAGCAAUAGCUUUAUAAUUAGUUAAUGUAUAGGUAUCUGGUAUACAGUACUUUAUUUAAUAUUAAGUAGCAUCCAUAUUAGUUACAGGAUAAAGUUGGAGCUAUUUGUGAGCCUCACUAAUGAUUUGAUUAUUCGAGUUGAUUCCUUGUGUUUUUGUUGUAAAAAAUUUUCUUAAUGUGAGUUGAAGAAUGAAUAAUUGCUGAUUAGGGAUGUUCUUGAGGAAGGUACAACUAGUGAAAUUGCUGAUGGCUGCCCAUCAUGUGGAAAAGCUGUCUUAAAAUUUUGGUCUAGUUGAGGAACCCUAACAACAAUGAUCUAUGUAAGAUUAAGGCCACCAAAAUCUCUCCAGUGUUUAAGGCUCUGUAGAAGUAACAGGCCAGAUGUACACUUGUGAUUAGCUGUCUUACAUGUUUUACCUUGUCUAGACAUUAGAUAAGAUGGUGGCAGGUUUACAAGACAGCAGUGCAUGAUCAAGGUGAGCUGUAUGAACUGUACAGGUUGAGAAUUUGUUUUUUGAAUAUAAUAAAAAAAAAUUAACAUAUUGGCUGUCUCUCACCGAGGCAGGGUGAAAGAAGAAACAAAAGUUUUUCUUCUUUUUACAUUUAGUAACUUAUACAGGAGAAGGGGUUACAAGCCCCUUGCUCCCGGCAUUUUAGUCACCUCUUACAACACACAUGGCUUACUGGGAAAGAAUUCUUCUCCACUUCCCCAUGGAGGAAUAAUAAUAAUAAUACUGCCAAAGGUGAGAGCAAAAUUUUAUCAAGCAUAGUUUGCAGCCACUACUGUUAAGUAGAAAAGGCACCUUAAUGUUACAAGUACGUAUUUCUCUGCCUUGUUUGUACAGUUCAGUAAAGGGGGUUUCCUGGUAAUCAGAGUCAGAGUUCAGCCUGAAGCCUAAAACCACCUAACUGACAACUAAGUCUACAGUUCAUUUUCACACAUUAGGACCAUCAUUUAUAUUAUAUAAUCUUCAGAGUAAAGUCAUUUGUUUUUUCUGUGGCAAUUGUCAUUUGAUAUUGUAUAUCCCAGGUACUAGUAUGCUGUAUAUAACUGUGUUGCAUAGUCAUGUUCAGUUAUGUUCAUAUUUUUAUAUACCUCUUCAAAACUCAACAGUGAGGGAAAUUAAAAACUUGUUACACUUCCAAAUUUAUUUCAUCAACCACAGACUACUCUUGUUUAGUCUCUGUGAAUCGUCAGAGCAUGAAUUCCAUUGCAAAAAAGUUAAACAUUUAAAUUUUUACACACACGGCAUUCAUGUAUGUGGUGAUGAGCAGAUGAUCAGUAGUUCCUAUUUUCAGUACUGUCAUGGACAAGUACAUCUGGGAGGAGAUUAAAGGGACAUCUCCCACUUAAAUAUAGUGCCUGGGAGGGGU